ACGAUACUUCCUUUCGCUGAUCGCAAUUAAAGCUUUUUACAUCCCACCCUUUGUAAGGCUUUUAUUGUGAAGCAGCCACAGCUUCCUGUCGGCUUGUUCUCAGACCUCCGGGACUUUUAACUACUCUGUGUGUGUGAACAUACGCUCCUGUAAACUAUUCGUUCUACAUUUUGUUCCCAGUGAUAUUUGUUUUAAAUAUUAAUGAGAGUGAAAAUAAGAUUCACAGAUCAAAGUCUAAAGCUGUGAAGAGAGGAAAUUUAGCUUCAGAAGAGAUGUCCUCCCAAGUCAGACUGAGGCUGCUGCCGAGCGCCAGGUGUUUGUUCGACGAGCCCAUUCAGGUGAAGGUGUCUGGGCUGAGGUCGAGACAGGUGGUCGCCCUGAGAGCCAGGUCAACAGACGAGAGAGGGGUGGUGUUCAGCUCCUCGGCCACCUACAGGGCUGAUGGGAGCGGGAAGAUCGACCUAGUCAGUGACCCCUCACUCAGUGGGAGCUAUGUCGGGGUUGAACCCAUGGGUCUGCUGUGGUCGAUGAGGCCGGACACCCUGCACAAAAAGUUUCAAAUAAAGAAUUCACUGAAUCCUCAUGUGGUGAGGUUCUCUGUCCAUGAAGAGGAGGGGGAGGGAAGGAUGCUGGCAGAAGCGACCAAUGAGAGGAUUCUGAUUGGGGAUGGUGUCAUCCGGCGCCCUGUCAAAGAGGGGAAUAUUCGUGGAGUCCUGUUUACUCCCCCAGGAAGAGGUCCGUUCCCUGCCGUGCUGGAGCUCUACAUUUUAGGAGGAGCUUUGUCCGAGAAAAGGGCCUCUCUGCUGGCCAGUCGAGGAUUUGUGGUUCUGUCUGUUGUGGCGUACGGCCAUGAUGACAUGCCCAGGAACAUUAAAGAGCUUCAUCUGGAUUAUUUUGAGGAAGCAAUACAGUUUUUAAAAAAACAAGACAAGGUGGGCAGUAAAGGAGUUGGCGUACUUACCAUUUCAAAAACGGGAGAUGUUGCACUUUCAAUCGCCUCUUACCUGCCAGAUGUUGAGGCCACAGUGUGGAUCAAUGGCUGCUGUGCCAAUACAGCUUUACCCCUCUACUAUAAGAAAAGCCAAAUCCUCCCUGCAUUAAUGUUUGACUUGAGCAAGAUGAUUCCCACUGAGUCAGGGGCCAACAUGGUCAAGAAUGUUUUGCACAAUCCCCUGGCAGAGGAGAACAAGGCCACCCUGGUCCCCAUUGAACAAGCCAAGGGACAUUUCCUCUUUGCAGCCGCAGAGGACGACCUCAACUGGGACACUAAGGCUUACAUGGAUGAGAUGGUGGAGAGACUGAAGCAUCAUGGGAAGGAGAACUUUGAAAGUGUGAGCUACCCUGGAGCAGGACAUUACCUAGAGCCACCUUAUGGACCCUACUGCCCCUCCAGCUUUCACUGGCUUGCGUGCAAAGCAGUCCUGUGGGGGGGGGGGGCCCAGUCCCACGCAGCAGCUGAAGUCCACCUGUGGAAGAAGAUCCAGGAGUUCUUCAGAGCUCACCUGAGCGUAGAUGCUGCUCAGACUAUAGCCAAGUUAUAGGUGUAAAUACACUGAUAGAAACAUUAGAAGAAAUAAACUUGUUUUAAUGUUGAA
Molecule: messenger RNA, 1595 nt
Organism: Seriola aureovittata
Lineage: Eukaryota; Metazoa; Chordata; Actinopteri; Carangiformes; Carangidae
Product: acyl-coenzyme A thioesterase 5-like
Exons: 4
Coding region: 273-1541 (422 amino acids)
Biological process (GO): fatty acid metabolic process; acyl-CoA metabolic process
Molecular function (GO): fatty acyl-CoA hydrolase activity
Source: RefSeq, a predicted model, not a curated record